This is a messenger RNA of Paramecium octaurelia, 172 nucleotides long. NCBI's taxonomy places the organism in Eukaryota, Ciliophora, Oligohymenophorea, Peniculida, Parameciidae. The record is from the annotation of a GenBank genome assembly.
AUGAAUAAUAUAUACCCAUCAAAGGAAUAGGAUAACUAAAAUAAAAAAAGUAGAUAAUUUUGAAAAGUUAGGUCUGUUUGAAGAUCCCCAAGUUGAUUGGGGAGACAGUGAAGUUGAAUUUGAAGAAGAUCUGGAAUUUCAUUUCGAUUUAAUUCCAAUCAGAUGCGAAUGA